AUGCGCGGAUCGAACGACCGCGUGGAGGUGUUCAAGCUGUCGGAGAACCUCUGGUUCGCCGGAACCGCGCAGCUGCCGCCGUUUGAAGACGUUGGAAACGGUGGGAACAGCGAAGGAGAUAACAGCGGCGGAGAUAGUAACGGCGGCGGAGAUAACAGCGGCGGAGAUAACAGCGGCGGAGAUAACAGCGGAAGCCACGGCAACAGCACCGGUUAUGACAACAGCGGAGGCGAUUCGAGCGCGGGGAUCGCGGACGGCCCGCGCGACUCCAUGGAGACGCGCAAGGAGGAGCUGCUUGCGCGGCUCCGCGGCGGCGGAAUGGAAGCCGCAAACGCCGGCGGCGAUCAGGGGAGCCCCGCGUCUGCGCCCGCCGCAGCCCCUGCGAGCGCGCCGGCUCCCGCUGUGGAUCCGCUGGAGCAACAGAUGGAGGAGCGAUUGGCGGAGGUGGGGGAAUUCUCGGCGCGCACGACAGAGCUGAAACAAGUGGUGAAGCGGAAACCGGCGGUUGGGUUUCCCGAGGUCCGUGCUUUUCCUCCUGACGUCGCUCCGUGUGUGGGCAACGGAAACAUCCUUCACACUGUCAACGUUGCAAUGGUUGUGUACGACAAGCAAGGGAAGCAGCUCACUCGCAUCAUCCCACACAACGAGGCAAGUGCUAAAGCAAUCAUGUUCGCUCGCAUGCAAGACAACGUGAGUGCAGACAUGUGCACCUCUGGCAUGCUCCUAAAUGCCAUGCUCUGUGUCCCCCCCCUCUCUCGUUCUCUCGUCUUCUGUCUCCCACUCUCACCAUCGAUGUCAAAUGCGGGCCUCUUUUCAAUCUUCCUCCCACUCCCUCUCUCGCCCUCGCUCUGCCUCUCCUCCACAACCCUGCACCACACACUCCUCCACCCGCACCACACACUCCUCCACCCGCACCACACACUCCUCCACCCGCACCACACACUCCUCCACCCGCACCACACACUCCACCCGCACCACACACUCCACCCGCACCACACACUCCACCCGCACCACACACUCCACCCGCACCACACACUCCACCCGCACCACACACUCCACCCGCAGCAGCGGGUGGAGCGGGCGACAAGGGCCCCGAUCACCCGCUGCCCCUCUCCUCCCUUGCUGUCACUUCGUCAGGGUGCCGCCAUCGAUGGUACAUUCUUCGGGGUUCUACCAUCAGUGGUGGAGAGGAGACAGCCUCUCAACGCAUCAGUAUUCGGGGACAGCAUCGGCGACAUGACAUGCACAUAUGACCGCCAGGCCAAGCGCUUCUACCUCUCCACCUACUGGACUUCCGGGGGUGCCAACAACACGUAUGACAAGUUUGGGCAGACGAGGAGGCGAGGCAACGUGACAGUGGCCUCAGGGCUGAUAGUGGCAGCGACAACCACGGAUGACCCCACAAAGGAGUGGAACCUCUUCUUCAUCCCCGGCUCGUAUGCUCGCCCCCCUUUCGCUCACGCCAUUUCUCAUACUUCCAUCUUCUCCUUCCCCGUGUUUCCUCCCUCUCCCCCACCAUUCCCUCCCAGCAACGAUGGCAUCAACUCCAAUCCGGACUGGAGGGCGCCUCUGCACUUCAACUCGUCUCGACUCACCAUGUUUUGUAUGCUGGGUCCUGUCGCUCGCGUGUGA
This is a messenger RNA of Closterium sp. Naga37s-1, 1632 nucleotides long. Lineage: Eukaryota; Viridiplantae; Streptophyta; Zygnematophyceae; Desmidiales; Closteriaceae. The record is from the annotation of a GenBank genome assembly.